This is a messenger RNA of Stylonychia lemnae, 12240 nucleotides long. The record is from the annotation of a GenBank genome assembly. Lineage: Eukaryota; Ciliophora; Spirotrichea; Sporadotrichida; Oxytrichidae.
AUGAAAAUCUCAAUGUUUUUAGUUCAAGUAAAAUUCUUGUUCUUCAUUUCAAAUUUGUGUAUUACUUAUUCUCUAAAUAAUAUGACCUCAUUCAAGCUAACUAAUAAUGAAUACUAAAAUACUUUCGCUGUUACUAGCUCUUAAUCUAGAUUUCAAGACUAAAAGAUCUAAUAAGAAUCAUAUUUUCAAGAUGAACAUCAAACUUUAAAUCCAUUUCAAAGCUUCAAUAAGAGAGUUCUAGCAACAAAUACAUGCCCUGAUUAUACAAUAUAUUUCCCUGUAUUCUUCGGAUUAUCAGCUACUUCUUGUAAUGAGCAUGUUUUGCAAACUGGAUUUAAUGUUGAUGUCAAUAAUAAUCUGAUAUCUUCAGGUUAUGUGUCUUCUACAGCUGCGGCAAACUGUAGUGAAAUUUACGGCCCCAUAUUAAAUGACAAUUAUGCCUAUGCUUUUCUUAAUGCAACUAACUCUCUAAGAAUAAUAAGAAUUGCAGCAUCUACUGGAGUUUAGGAUCUUGAAAAAAACUUUGACUUCGCAAGUGCUUCUACUACUACUUUUAGAAUAAAUUAACUUGUCUAAGUUUCUACUGAGACAGAUAUCUACGGAUAUAUGACGAUUUAAACAUCGUUUUUCGCGGCAUCAUCAGAUUUUGAGGGAAUUUUAAUGAAAUUGAAUAAAGAUCUGGUUAUCUAAUGGUUUUAAAGAAGUAGAGGACAUUCAAGUGACUAUACCUUCUCUAUAGAUGAUAUUUGUGUCACUUCAAAUAGUAUUUGGACUUUAAACUUCUAUUAUAAAGCCUAGUUUUAAUAUACGAAUUCUGUUUAGAAAAUUCAAAAGUCAGAUGGGAAAGUCUUAUAAGAACUAAGGUGGGCCAAUUCUGCUCCUACUGUCAAUAUAGGCACAAUUGUACUCAAUAAUGAUGAAACAAAAUGGUAUACGGUUAAUUAUGGUUCUUCUAAUCUUCUCACUCAUUAAGCUGGAAAUACAGCAUCUAACACUAUGGUGGCUAAUUUUAUGACUGGAUUAAUCCUAAAAGAAGUUAAUUGUCAUAUUGUAAUAUACAAGCUGGGCUAUGAUUUAAUUUUCCCAUCGGAAAAUUGUGCUAGUGCUUCAACAACAUCAGUAAUUGGCUCAACCGCGAUAUCAAUGAUGGUUUAAUCUUCAACAAAUCCCUUAUUUCCUGUAGUUUCAGAGGCAUCGGAUACUUCAACUGCUAGUUGCAUGCUUCCUUAUGAAUCUUUCCCAAAAGAAAUAAUUUAUGAUUUGAACACUGAUGGUGGUACAGCUAAGGAGAUUGGCCCCAUUUCAGUUACUUCAUGCUCUGGAACAGAAUAUUCAAUAACUGGUUUAUAAAAUGCUGAUGGAACAGCCAUUACUGGGACAUAAAUAACUUAUGUAUCUGCUACAAAGAGUAUUAAGAUAAUGCUGUUGGCAGCAGACUAUGCAAAUUAUGUUGGAUCAUUUUAUUAUAGGAUUGGAGCAUCUUAUUCAGAUGUUGUUGUAUAUACUCAAUUAUAAAUUACAGUUUAGCCACUUACUAGCUAUGUUCGAGAUCCUUAAGUUCCUAAUCAUGAUACUUCAUCAUGUUUUGACAAGACAUACCCAUUUUUUUAUGGGCAUACAUUAGAUGUUAAUCUCUAGGAUUUUAAAAUUGACAAUUUUGGGAAUUUCUUGAUUGCAGGAAGUGGCAUUAAACCUCCAUUUGGAUCUGGUGGAACUAUCGAGAAUGGAUUUUUGAGCAUGAUGGAUUAAAGAGGAAGUCCUUAUUGGACGUAUAAGCUUAACACUUUAUAAGAUACUACUUCAGCUUAAUAUUGCUACUAAAUUGUUUAAUCAUCAGAUUAUGUUUACGGACUCUGCUAAUCAAAAGCUAGUAUUAACACCGGUCUUGGAGCCGUAGGAAUAUUAAUAAAAUUAUAUCAUAACAAUGGCAAACUUAUAUCUACCAGAUUAUUGCCAGAUGAUCGAUAUCAACCUUAAAAUUAACUGCCACUUUUCAUAUAAGUUAUAAAUACUAAUAGAUUACUUGUAAUUUAAAGAUACCAAUCAUCAGCUGGGGCAUAAAAAUCUUUUUCUGCUUUUCUCUUUGAUGAAUCUACUUAAUCUAAAAUAUGGUAUUAUUAUUAUCCUACUGAUACAGUAUUUUAAGAUAUGAAUUUCCUAGUGGACUAAACAAAUGGGUAUUUUUAUCAAUUCAAGCAUGCACUUCCUAAUAAAGAAUAGGUUUUUUAAUUAAGACUUUCUGAUGGGGUAAUGCUGCUUAAAUCUUUACUCACCACUACCACAAGUGAUGUUAAGACAUUUCCAGCAUUUUAUGGAACAGAUAAGUUGCUAUCUCCUUUUGUUGUUAAAUCUACAAGUGACUAGAUUCAUGUACUUAUUUUGAAAAGAUUAGAUUUAACAAGAGUCACAAAUUUCUUCUUUACUUUUCCCUCAACAGCAAACAUAGAAUCUGCAUCAGUUGAGUCUGAUUCAAGCUUAAAUAUAUACAUCUCUGCAAGCUAUUCUUAAAUGUUUUUUGCAAAAAUAUCUUCUAGUUAUACAGUAACUGAGUAAAGAAUGUGGAAAUAAGAGUAUACGAACUACUUCUCAACCAACGGAAUCUAAAUGUAUCAAGAUAUACCAUUUUAUGCUUUUAAAGGACUUUAUGCUUCAACUGAUAAAAAUUCAUUUAUGAUAUUUAAAGAUAGCAAAACCUAUAACUAUGUAGAUAUUCCUAUUCUAUCAUCAACAGAAACAUAAUUUUAUCCUUCAUUUUCUAAUACAAUACUUAACCCAGUGAUAACUGCUCAGACAGGCAUCCAAAUUGCUGGGCCUACAGAGGCUUAAUUUACAGAUUUCCUCCAAGAUGUUGGUGGUAUAAAAUGGACCACAUUGAGUUUUAGCAAUUUAGCUUCAGAUAGACUUAAUUGGGAUAUAGCUCCUUUCCCUAAUAAAUUUAGGGCAUACCCUUUACAAGGUUACAAACAAUCAAUGAUAGACAUUUAAGGGGCUGGAUUUACAGACCCAACAAUUUAUGAGUUCACGUAAACUUCCGGAACAUAGACCAUUGUAUUAACACUACCACCUAGCGGGAAUAGUUGUUAGGGAAGACCUAAAACUCUCCAAGUUUUGAAUCCUUAUACAGCUUUACAAACUCUAGAUCAAACUUUUGUCACAUUUGAUAGCAUAGAUACAAUUUCAAUUAAUACUAAUGCAGUUGUGAGGCCGUUAUAAUUCUCACUAAAAGUUAGAUAUGCUGACUUAGCAGUAUAAAGUAGUGAAGCAUUUUUAGAUUAUGCCAUCUUAAUAAGAAUAGUGGCCUAGUAAAACCUGACUAUUGCAGCGCAUGAUUAGAAAGAAUGUUUUUAAAAUUAAUUCUCAAUGUCCUUUGGUUCAAACUGCAAUACUUGCUUUGUCUAUACUAAUGGUUUCUAUUUAAAUAAAGAUGAUGAGAAUAUUAUAUUAGUUGGAUAAGCAGAUCCAACUAAUGCAUUCUUUUUAAAUGUAGAUGCUGAUCAAGAUGAUGCACUUAUAGCUAGAAUAUCACCUACUGGUUGGGUAUACUGGUUGAAUCAAGUAAGUUCAAAACAAGGUGUAGACGAUGCUAUUACAGCGAUUACAAUGUCAAAUGGAUUUAUCUUUUGUUUUUUCAACAAUUAUGGCAGUACAGAACCAAAUAGAAUUCAUGCUAUACUUAAGAUAACAUACGAAGAGGGGAAGAUUUAGUGGACUAAGAGAAUUAUUCCAUAUAAUCCUAUUGAUACCAAGAGUUUUGUUGUUGCAUCUAUGAGAUAUAUGACUGUUAAUCCUUAUAAUAGUUCUUAAAUAGUGUCCUCUCUAUCAUUCUAUUGGAAUUCUGAUUCAAUGUACUCAGGAAAUAUAAUGUUCUUCAAUGAUGAAACUAAUUUUAAGUCAGAUUACAAUAUAGUAAUUAAACCUUUAGCAAAAUUAACAGCAUCUAGAAAUACUCCUGGCUAAAUUUAAUUUCAUCCAGAUUCAAAUUUCGCAUACUUAGCUCAUGCUUCGUACACAAUAUCCUCAAGCAGUUAAGAUCUAAUGAUAAUCAAAUAUGAUGUUUCCACAAAAUAAAUCUUAUGGUCUAAUACUUAUAAUGAUGGAAGAUCACUCCCCAAUUGGGAUCUGCUACAGCCUAAUUUAGCUUUUUGUACUAGGACCUCAUUUUUGUAUAUGGUAGCUACUAAUAAUCACGUACAUAUUGUUAAAUUAGAUUAAAAUGGCCAAACAUUGAAAAGACAGUAUCUUUAGAUGACAGCUGCAAACUUGAAUAACAUAGAAAUUGUUGCUAAUGAAGCUAAUGGACAAGUUAUUUUGAUAGGUAUAACUUUGUAGUAUUAUGUUUUUCUUCAACUUGAUUCAGAUUUAGUGCCUAUUGGAUAUACAUUUAGAUCAGAGCCGCAUAAUGGUGCUUAAAUCACAAGAGGAAAUCUUCAAUAAAAAGGCUCUGAUUAUUACUUAAUGGGAAUUAAUAUUGGAGCUUUUGGAACAACUACUCCAACAUCUGAGGUAGCAUUUUGGAAACAUCAUUAUACUUAUUAAAAGAAAUGGUUUUAUGAUUGCCAUAGUUUUCCAGUAGAAACAACUUAUAUAGUACAAAAUUAUGCAGCUGCUAAUACAGUUAUUCCUAGUCUGGCAAUUGUUAUUAGCCCUUAGCAACUAUAUUUAUUCGAUGCUGAUUUUGUUAAAUCUUAUUAGUUGUAAUAAUAUGGGACCGGGCUACUUUACCCUAAUGGUGAUAAAUCACAUACAGGUUAUUUCUAAGAAUCACAAUCCUUGUGUGAAAAUACUGGAAUAUCUCCACCUGCAAUGUAAGCUUUCCCAGCUUUUGAAGUUUUAAUGGGCGAAUAAAAGACUUUUGAUAUCUCCUCAUUCAGUUUUAAAUAAUGCCAGAAAAUGGGAGUUACUUACACUGUUUAUGAUGAGGCUUAAUCUCUUACAAGAACUGCUAAUAAUAACUUUAUAACUAUUAGCUAAAAUUCAUAAUUGAUAGUUGAUGCAAGAACUAGUCCUCCAUACCCAAGUUAGAGAAUAUUGCAAAUAGUCGCAUGCAAUUAAGUUUUCACAACAAAAUGCUCUAUGAACGAAGCAACUCUCGUGAUUUGGCCAUCAGAUAUAGUUGAUGCCCCUAAAACUGAAGGAACUGCUCCUACAUGCUAAGGAUAGCUGGAAUUUCCAAAAAUUCUUGGCUAUCCUGGGUAAUAUUUUUCUCUUACUCAGGCAGAUAUGGAUAAAGAUAAUGGUAAUUUUGUAAUGUGCGGAAGAACCUCUAUAGUUAAGUUCAAAAACAUUUAAUAUCCUAAUACUGCAGAUGGAGGUUUAAUUGUUUUCUCAAGCGUAUUUGGUUAAAUUUACUGGAGCUACAGUGUUUAAAGAAGAAUAAACGCCUAAAUUGCUUUCUUUUCUAGUUGUGUGAUAACAUCAGAUGAUUUCAUAUACACUCUUAUAUAUAGAGCGACCUCCACAGAUAUGUCUCUAGUAAAGUUAAGUUAUGAGAGAGGGAAAAUUAUUUACAGUAAAUUAAUCCCUGGAACAUUUGAUAUUUUAUAGAAUUUACCUAAAGUAUGGAUAGAUAAUGAAAACAAUAAUGGAUAUAUCACAGGAUACAGAUAAGAUAUUGUAACUUAUUCUCUUUACAUUCAAAAAAUUGAUCUUACAAUUGAACCAUAAAUGAUUAAAUGGUACUCUUAUGCUAUUCCUACAGGCACUACUCUUUAUUCAUCUGUUUAAAGUGUUGGAUUCCCAACAGAUUCUAGUUAUUUUUUCGUUUAUGGCUACACGAAUGUAAUGCCCUAAAAUGACUACUAUAAUUACAUCUAGAAGUAUGAUUCUGUAGAGGGAAAAAUAUUGGCCACAGUAAAUCAUCCCCGCUAUUUGACUACAUCUAAUCAGAAGAUAUUUGUUAAUGCUGAUUUUAUCUAUUUCGCUUCAGCUGAAUAUAAAACUAGUAUAUUCUACAAGUAUAUGAGGUAAUACAACCAUAAUCUACAAGUUGUUAAUGGCUAUUAUUUUAUACUGCCAACAACAAACUAGGUAUUAUGGACAUCGUUAAGCUAGAGCUCAGACUCAAUAUUUGAACUUUUUCAUUAUGCUGCUGGAUACUAUUACAUUGCUAAAUAUGAUAAAACAAAUAUCCUUCUUACUAAAUUGCUGUAUUUUCAAACAAAGCUAUAACCUGCUUAUGAUGAAUAUUGGGAACAAGUGAAGCAACCAGAUAUUAUUAACUUCUACGAGGCUAAGGUUUUCAAAUUCAAGGGAGAUUAACCUAGAUAUUUAUAACCACUAGUGAAUUAAAUUAUCCAACUUCCAAUCUCAUCACCACAGACAUAUACCUUUGACUAUCCAAAUGAUUGCUAGUUCAACUUGUUAAUUUUUACUUGGUCAGUGGAUUUUUAUUCUUCUCCUCCUUCAUUUUUGACAUUUACUACUGAUUCAAUUUAGGCUACAUUAAGUAUAAACCCAACAAAUUUAAAUAUUGGAACAUAUACAAUUAGAGUGAUUUUUACCAAUUCAAAGGAUACACUUCAAUAUACUGAAGACUACUUUUAAGUUGAGAUUUACCCUGAAAUACCAUAUCCAGAUAAAUUUAAGUGUUUUGAUUGCCCAUCUAGGCCAAUGACUAUGACAUUUGGAGUUUAAUCUGAUUAUGUAAUUAAUUACAUGGAUAUUGAUUCGAAGGCAGACUAUUAUAUACUUUGUGGGAGUACCAAAACUCUAUAAACAAUAGCUGACACCUAUUCUUAAUCUUUUAUACUACAAUAUACUAGAGGCUAUGCAAUGACUUUUCACAUUACAAUGGAAGCAGGUACAACAAAUAACUUUGCCUAAUAAUGUAAUUAUGGAUUCUAAAACUAAAUUUACACUAUGAUAUAAUCUUUUUCAUAAACCCUUGGUGCUGUUGAUUCUGUUUACAUUACAACACACACAAAUUAUGGUAAAUUUUAGGAUGGGAGAGUUUUUAAAAUGUAAGAUUUAAAUCUUAGAGCAGAUUAAAUGAUAGUUGAUUCAAAUUCAGGUGAUACUUAUCUUAUGGGAAAGUAAACAGGAAUAUUAAUUGCUUUUAAUAGUAUCAAACAUGUAUUUCUAAUGAAAUAUGAUCAAUUCUAUUAAAUUAAGUUUUUCAGAUUUUAUGAAUAUGGUCCAAGUGAAGGUAGAGAAAUUACAAUUGAUUAUUUGAAUUUGGCUAUUUAUAUGAUUCAUACUUAUCUUUACUCACCAUUUAGUAAAAGCUAUUAUGCUGUUGUAAAAGCUGAUUUAGCCGAUGGCAAUUUAGUUUGGGCAAAAACUCUAAGAGAUAAUAGUGGGUAAAUUUAUUAAUAAAUUUCCACGCCAAAUUAAUAAUUAGGAAUCUAAACUAUUGAUAAUUUUAUUUACUCGUGCCUUCAUUAUUAAACUAGUGGAUUGACCACCACUGGUACUGAAUUAUAUUUAUCAAAGCAUGAUUAAGAUACUGGAUUGAUUUCAUCUUAACUAUAAUUUGGAUUUAAUUCAGGAACUGAUGUCUUUGGAUGUACAUUGUAGUAUUCUUAAGCAUCAUCUUAACUUUUAAUGCAAUAUGGAGGAACUGGCCUAACAUACAUAGCUUUUAUAAAUAUAGCUGUUGAUCCAAUGACAGUGAAAUCAUCACUUUUAAAAACAUCAUUUGCAUCAUCUACAAACUAUAAGCAAUAUUUAAUUGAGAGAAACGCAGCAAUGUUCUCUUUUAUUUCAUAUGUUCAAUCUAGUAUUUCUUACAUGACGGUUUUAAGAAUAAAUGAUUUCACCUCACCUGCUUGGGAGGAUCCUUGCAUUAGUGGCUUUAUAUAAUCAGUUGAUACAAGUGUUUAUUCUGGAUAUAAUUUACCUAAUGGCAUUAAUGGUGAUUAAAGUAUUCAUUGGAAGGAUUUAACUCCUUAUACUAGUAGAUUAGUAGAUAGUGCUGUCAUAAAUUUUUAUUUCACCAAAAUGAUGAAUUUUAGAUCAUAUCAUGUUACAGAUACAACAGCUGAUGUGAGAACUAAUUCUGGCUCCUGUUCUAAAUAUUCUAAUCCUUCUUUCCCAUAAAUUUUAGGUAAUAGAGUGGGACCUUAUAUUAAUAUGACUGCUGGUUCAAUACCAGUUGGAAAAUUAACCUAUCAAGUUUCAUUUAACACAUUCGAUUAAUGUUCAUAUGAUUAAAUGACUUAUUCCCUUAAAUUAUCUACUGGAGCGGCACUUCCAAGUUUCAUGGUUCAUAAUCCAGUAACAAAUAUUGUGACUAUUUAACCUAGUUUAAAUUUGUAUAAGGGUUUGUAUACGUUGAGGUAUUAGGCAACUCUUACUGCUUCUCCACUUUCAAUAAAUUACACAGAUGUCUAAGUUGAAAUUUCAGAAAACUAAGCUCCUUUUGCUUUAGAAGAUUUUAAUAAGAGUGUUGUCAUGUUUGCACAUCACACUUACGAUUGGGCUAUAUACUUCGAUUAUGACAGAGAACUAGAUGAUUCUUAAUUUGAGGUAUUUUUUAUGAAUGCAAAUAAUGUGACAAUUACUGUUCCAUGGUUUUAGAUACUUGUUUAGAAUUCAGAUUAAAUUUCAUUUAGUGCUACAAAUCCUCCUUAGCCUGCUAGUGGCAGUUAAACACAGUAUUAUAUCUAAGUCAAUAUUUGGGAUGAAUUAAAUAUUGGGACAAAGCGAAAGUACUUUAUCAGUUUGAUAAUCAAAUAAAAUUAAGCACCUUACUUAACUCAAAUUGUCCCAACUAUCAUUCCAAAGAUUUAUAUAACAUAAAAGUUUGAUUUCAUUUUCCCAUAUAACUAUGUUAUUGACAGAGAAGAGGAUACUAUUUUUUUUACUUGUACUACAUCAACCAAUAAUGGUUUAAGCGCUAGCUGGAUCACAAUAACUAUUGAUCCACUGGGAAAUUUUUCAAUUGCAGGUUAAUCACCCAGAGACAAUUCGUUUGCAGGAAUUUAUACUUUCACUUGUUAACUAAAUGAUUAAUAUGAUGGAUCUCCUAAUAUUUACACUUUCUCGCUAUAAGUUCAACCUAAGCCACAAGUUCAAGUAAAUAAAGUGUAAAAUAAUAUUAGCUUUUUAAUACCAGAAAAUAUAACGAUAAAUUUUGAUGAAUAUUUUUCAGAUUAACUUGGGGAACCUUUCACUAUUAAAUUGCUAAUAAAUGGAACAAUGUAUGGGUCAAUAAGUACUCCAUGGCUCAAUUGGGAUAUUUCAAAUCUAUAGUUAGAUAUUAAGGGAUCAAAAAAUUAGCAUGGAGGUAAUCACUCGAUUUAGUUCUAAUGUGAUGAUUCAAUAACAGUGCCUACAGUUCUAUUAUUCAAAGUCGAAAUUAUCUAAAAUUGGCCUUUAAAUAUUAUUAGCCCGAUUAAAGAUUUAAGCACAUAAGCCAAUUCAGCCUUCAUAAAAUUUAUUAAUGUUUCUAAUGUCUUUAUUGAUCCUGAGGGUAAAAAUUUUACAUACUUUAUUUAAGAGAAAGACUCUUUAAAUAAACAGGUACCUUAUUUCAUCUUUAGAUUUUAUCCAAAUGGUUCUUUUGGUGGAUACACUACUGAUGUAAAUGUUGGAUCUUAUAAUUUAGAAUAUAUUGGUAUAGACAGUGCGAACUAGUAGACUGUGGCUAGUUUCUAAUUUUUUGUUAGACGUAUGAUUUUUAGAAAUUAUUAAUAAUUUUAGCUUGUUAUUAUAAAUGCUAAGCUUGUUGGGAUAUUGACUAUAAUGCUUGCUAAGAGUGUAAACUAGGUUUCUACUUUUAUUUCAAUGAAUGCUUGGAUGAGUGUUUUCCUGGAACCUUCGCUGAUGAUAUAGAUAAAAUGUGCAAAAAAUGCCCGCAAGAAUGUGUGUUAUGUUUCGGAGCUGAUAGCAAAUCUUAAUGUACAAGAUGUAAAUCUGGAUACUAUUUGUUUAAUAAUGGCUGCUGGAAGUCAUGUCCGCCAGGAACUUACGGAGACAAGUCCGAAGGCACAUGUAAAAGUAUUAUUUGUUCUUAACCCAUUAACAAUUAUAGAAUGCCAUUCUUCCUGUUCUAAAUGUUAUGGACCAAGUCAUUCUAAUUGCUAUAGUUGUAAUUAAGUGGAUUAUUAUAAUGAGAAAAAUGAAUUGAAAAUACUGGGCUAUAAUUUGGUUGGCAAUGAUUGCAGGAUUCCACAAUGUUUAGUUAGACAAUAUUUUGAGUGGUUUCCAGUAUUUUUAAAUGAUCAAAUUAGUGGCUUGUGUAAAGAUUGCCAUCCAACCUGUAGGAGAUGUGUUGGUCCGAAUGAAAAUGAUUGCUUACAGUGCAUUUUAGGAUAUGAAUUCGAUCCAAAACUAUUUAUAUGCAUAAAAUGUGAAGAUAUUAUUGGAAUGGAAACUAAUUUAAAUGGUGAAUGUGAGGAUAUGUGUGGAGAUGGAAUCAUAAUAAAUAAACAAUGUGAUGAUGGCAAUAGAAUAUCAGGUGACGGUUGUAAUAAUGAAUGUGAAGUUGAGUUUGGAUAUGAAUGUCUAGUAGCCAACUAGCCAUGUAGAGAGAAUAUUAGACCUGACUAUCGAAUUGUCACUGUUAGCAAAUCUAAUCAAAUUUUCUUCGAAUUUACAGAGGAUGUAUACAUAAAUAAUUAAACUUCAAUAAGUCCCUCUAAUUUGAGAGUGAGUAUAACUAGAAAUCAAAUAGAAUAUAAGUUUUCUUGGAGAAUUGCUGUUGAUAAAAAUAAUAAAAUUAUCCCAAAUUAACCUAUCAAGAGAUUUUCUAUAAUACUUUUUGACAUUAAACAAAGCAUGACAGGAAGAGAAUAAUUAAAUGUGCAAUUUAUAGAUGAAACAUAGAUUUUUGAUCAAGCCGGAAAUUAUCUUCUGAAUGGAUAAUUGAAGACUAUAAAUCCUAAGAUGUUUGUUUAUUUCACUUCGGGUGAGGAUAAACUUGCAAAAGUGAGUGGUUAAGUUGUAAAAGUUUCCUUCGUAUCUGUAUGCAGUUUUAACAUAGCUUUUAAGGUACUUAUGAAUUCUUCAAUGCAGUAUUUAUGGGGGCUUGUACAUGCUUUACAAGUCUUCAAUUUUUUACUUUACAUUAACAUUGAAUUUCCUGAAAAUGUAUAAAUAUUCGCAAGUUAUCUUUCAGUAGCUUCAGGUGAAUUUGAAGAACUUAAUUCAUUUAUACCAGUUAUCUCAGACUACAUAAUCGAAUAAGGUGAUGUAAAUGAACCUUAUGAUUUAUAUAUUCUAGACCAAAAAUUUCUAGAAGAUGAAAUUUCACCUUACUUUAUAAUUGCUUUUGGAUAAAAAUUGACUCUAUGGUGUGUUGGACUAUUGUUUAUUCUACCAGUAGCAAUGAUUUUAAAUAAGAUUUGGAAAAAAGUAUAGUUUUGGGAAGAAGUUGUGUAAGGAUUUUUCUUUAAUGGUCCACUUAGAACAUUUGUUGAAAUGUAUAUUGAGCUUAUUUUAUAAGUACUCAUAAAUACCAAAUUCAUUAAGUUCAGUAAUUUCAGCUAGAUGGUUUCAACUUGUACAGCUUCUGCUUUUGGUUUUAUUUCACUUUUUCUCCCGUUUCUAACAAUGACAAUUAUUUAUCAUAAUAGAAAGAAAACUUCACAUAAUUUUUGGAAUAGCAGUUUUGGCAUGCUCACUGAGGAAGUUAAAAGUCAAUAUAUUCUACAGCUCUACUAUUAUCCAAUAAUGAUGUAUCAACGAUUACUCAUUGCAGCUAUAAUUGUUUAUCUCUCUAGCUAUCCUCUUAUCUAAUGCGUGUUUGUCAUUCUCUUAAACAUAAUUAUGACUGCUUACCUGAUAAUAUAUAAACCAUUUAAGCUUGAAAGCUAAUAAGUCACUAGUGUUGUUGACGAAAUUAUGAUUGGGAUAUGUGUAUGUACUUUCAUCUAUAUUCACGAAGGACAGAUUGAGAUAGAAUAGCUGAAAAGAGCAGGUUGGUUUGUAAUAUUCCUAAUUUUAAUUUCAAUGGGAAAAAAUCUAGCAAUUGUGAUAUACUAUGGAAUCUUAGUUGCUAAAAAUAAAUACUUUAUUAUGUUUAGAAUGGAAGAUGAGGCGGUUGAUUCGCCUUCAUCAAGUAUUGCAUCUGAUGAAAGCUCAAAUUAAUAAAUUGAUACUUAAGUCGUUUAUGAGGAAGUCUUAUAAGGCAAUUUAAUGAAGUGUAAACUGUCUCCAACAAGUCGUAGUUUGACUUCUUAGCAUGACUUUCGCAAGAAUAAUCCAAAAUAUCACGAUAUAUUUUAGAAAUAAUACAAUUCAUUAGCGAAUGGAGUUAAAUCCCCGAGAUUCGGCUAAUCAAUGGAUUUUGAAUUUUGA